AUUUAAGUGGAUUUAAUUUAACUGAAGCGGCUGGCGUUUUCGAUCUGCUUCGCCGGAACCGAGCUCCGGAGAAACCGAGGAGGAGGAAGAGAAGAGCCUGCUUUCUUUCUUUCUAAAAGGGGGCACGCGAUCCAAACCCUAGACCAGAGCCGAAGGGAGAACAGGGGGAGCGGAGGGAGGGAGGCGGAGAUGGGAAGGUCUUCUACUUCAUGCUUCAAGAUCAUCGGCUGCGGUAGCGGGGAUGCCGUCGAUGACGACGAGCACGUGGUGGAUGAGGCAAAAUCUUUAGCAGAUAAACGUAGAUGGAGUUUCCAUAAGAGAUCAUCCAAGCAUCAAGUGCUUAAUGACAGUGUUAUCUCAGAACCUGUGUCUGUUUGCUCUAGCAAACAGAGCCAAGAAGCUUCAACAACUACUCUUCAUUCAUCAAAAUAUAACUUGUCAGAAAACCCCCCAGCUCAAGAAAAGCCAGUUAAAACAUCUCCAAUUCCAUCAAAUAUUGUGAAUUCAAAGGCUCCACCAUCUCUUGCUAACAGAAUUGAUACUCCAGCUGACCCUUCUCUGAAUGAACCUGAUGCUAUUAUUCUUCAGGCUGCCAUAAGGGGCUAUUUGGCUAGGAAAAUGCUCCAUAAACUUAGGAGCAUUGUCAAGUUGCAAGCAGCUGUACGCGGACAUCUAGUUAGAAGACAGGCUAUUGGAACUUUGCGGUGUAUCCUAGCGAUAAUAAGAGUGCAGGCCUUUGUAAAGGGUCGUCUUACUUGCCAAUUAAUUGGAAACUUACCUUCCUCAGGAGAUACCAACUCUGAGGGAGUGGAAGCUUCUUCUGAGAAAUCAAAUAAAACACCAAUAAAAUAUUUACUUUCAAAUAGCUUUGCUCGUCAGCUUCUGGAGAUCACGCCAACCACAAAAACCAUGUACAUAAAAUGUGUUCCAUCAAAGUCUGAUUCAGCAUGGCAGUGGUUAGAGAGAUGGAUGGCUAUAACAUCAUCGGGAGUAAGCCAACACGAGCAAAGUGUCAAAGAAAGUAAUUUUGAAUCAGAGGCCGAUGCUGCAGUAGCAGACAGUGAACCAGAGAAAAAUAUUCCACCUACUGUUUCCACAAUGCUAUCGGAGCCUAAUUUGUCUUCCUCAGAAUCGUCCUUCAAAGAUGAUAAAAAUAGUGUAGCAACUGAAAAUACUGGAAACUUUGAGUUGCAAACUUCAGUUAUUGCUUCAGAUGAUUCUAGCAAAUGUUUGCCAAAUGACGAUGGUGAAAAUUUGGAGCUCGGAAAUGAGGUUUCCAACAUUAGUGUUGAAGGUUCUAUAAAUACUGAGAUGGUGAAUGACAGUCCAAAUUCUUUUUCAGAUCACAAAGCAUUGCAACCAAACUUAAGCUCAGAAAUACUAUAUGAUACUAUACCUCAUAUGCUUGGAUGCACAAAAGGCACGUCCACUAGUGAAAGUGAAUUAUCUGAAUCAAUUGAGACAGAAGGGGAGAACUCUGUAAUUGCUUCCCAAAAAUCAUGUAACCCUGUAUUUAUUGCUCACUCUGCUAGUUCAGAUAAUCAAAAUCUUGCAUCAAAAGUGAAAACAGAAAGCAAUAAAUUAAAGGUGGAAUUUUUCACUAAUACUGAGGCAAUUUCAGCAGAGAACUCAACGUUCCAUAAUUUGAGGAUUCCAGCUGCAGCUUCAGAAUGUGGUACCAUCUCCUCCACUCUCGACUCACUGGAGAAAUUUGCAGAUGAUGGUAGGCAAAUUGUUCUUGAAAUUGGUACACUAGAGGAACAGAACCAUGCUGAGAAAACUGUUAGUCUCCAAAAUUUGGAUAGCAGUGUUAGUGUCUCUACCUUAUAUUCUGAUACAAAUGAAACACAAGGACCUGAUGGAGUUGAGCAUACUACUGCUGACUCAGAUGUUUCUGUUAGCAUAGUGCAUGUUCAUCAAAAUGCAGCUAUGUCAACUAUUUCAGAUUUACAGAGCCGUUUGGAAGAAAUAGAACAACCUAGGUCACCUGAGGGGAUUGGCAGAACUCAUGCAAUGGUACCUGAUCCACAUGGCACGCCAUCUAGUGACAUUUCUGUGAGUUCCAGCAAGAGCAAGAGGGAUCAUAACAAGCGUACUCAUGGGUACAGUUCUAAUUUGGCAAGUAAAAAAUCACCAUCCAAUCCAGAUAAAGAUCCAGUUGGAAGAAAUAGUACAGGGGACUUAUCAAAGGAUGCAAGGAAUCCAAAGAGGAGCAACUCUUUUGGGACGGCCAAGAUGGAUCCUGUUGAUCAGGAGGCCAGGCUCAGUAAUAGCAGUUCUCUACCAGGUUAUAUGCAGGCCACUGCGUCUGCUAGAGCUAAAGCUCAUGCUAGAGCAUCUAUGAAGUCCAGUCCUGAUCUGCUUGAUACCCCGCCUAAGAAAAGACAUUCGCUACCUAUCGAAAACGGAAAGCAGACCUCAUCUCCGCACGUGCAAAGAUCAGCUUCCCAAGUUCAGCAGAUUGCGAAGAGUGGUGGAGUUCAUUCUCCUCAAAACUCUGCUGAAAGAUGGCAAAGAUGAGAUGAAGCUUCAGCAGCAACCUAUGAUCUGAACCAGUUCACAUAUACUUACCAAUGUGAUAUGUUUGAAUACGGUAUUUUGUUAUUUGCAUAUGUUUGUAAAGAUUCAGAAUUUGUUUAAGACUUGCUAUAUAUUGUUUUUAUUUUUUUUUA
Messenger RNA from Zingiber officinale, 2672 nucleotides. Its product is annotated as protein IQ-DOMAIN 32-like. NCBI's taxonomy places the organism in Eukaryota, Viridiplantae, Streptophyta, Magnoliopsida, Zingiberales, Zingiberaceae. Bases 190 to 2520 code for a protein of 776 amino acids. The record is from RefSeq and is a predicted model, not a curated record. Gene Ontology annotation, molecular function: protein binding. The transcript is spliced from 6 exons.